UGCUUGGCAACGGAGUUCUUGUACCUAUUUCCGUCUUGCGCCGUAGAAUUUCCGGCAUGUGGGAAAGACGCGGGCUGCUUACUGUGAUUGCAAAGUCAUUCUACUCCAAUACAAAUACAUCCAGAUCUGAAACGGCAACCAUGAGCAGCCUGGAUGGAUGCCAGCGAUUUUAUUCUAGUUGCCGUGACAAACCGACCGUCACCGGUGAUUCAUCAGACGUCCAGGAGCUCGCCAAGGAGCCUCUCCAGGGUCUGAAAUUGGCAUCACACGCAGUGCUGGACACAGCCCAGCAAAGAGGCAGGUUGAAGUGUUCUAAAUGCGGAGGGUCGAGGAUGUUCUUCUGCUACACAUGCUGCUCAUUAGUGGGUGACAACAUGCAAGAAAUUCCCGUAAUCAAGCUUCCUGUGAAGAUAGACAUCAUCAAGCAUCCGAAUGAAACGGACGGGAAGAGCACGGCAGUCCACGCCAAGAUUCUUGCACCAAACGACGUCACGAUGCAUACCUACCCCUGCGUUCCUGAGUUUGAAAAAGACAAGGUAGUGUUGGUGUUCCCAGGCCCGGGGGCUGUUUCAGUUCAAGAAAUGAUCCAGUGUUUACGUGACGGGAGUAAAAACAGGUCCGGAGACCCCUUUGAGGAACCCUGUCUAAAGAGGAUGAAAAGUGAAGCUCACACUGCCACAAACUCUGCUAAGGACGCACAGACGGGGAACCCAGAUGAAGCUCAGAGCUCAGAGUCAAGGGUGUACCCGUUACAGAGGGUGGUCUUCAUCGACAGCACCUGGAACCAGAGCAACAAGAUCAGCACAGACGAAAGGCUUCAAGGUUUGCUCAAGGUAGAACUGAAGACGAGAAAAACUUGUUUCUGGCGGAGCCAGAAAGGCAAACCGGACACUUACCUUGCUACUAUUGAGGCUAUCUAUUAUUUCCUCAAAGACUUCCACCAGCACUGCCUGGGCAAGGAGUACUCUGGAGAAUAUGAUAAUCUGCUGUUUUUCUACUCCUACAUGCACUCACUGAUCAACAAAGCCAGAGCUUCUGCUGGAAAGUCCUGAUGAAAGGUGUGUGGAAAGAACAAAGUCAGCUGAGUGGGAGUCUUAUUAACAGUUAAUUUAAAAGCCUUUGUGUAUUAUUUGAUCUAAUUUUCCAUUGCUUGAACAUUUUAUUUUAUAUGGAAGGCUGACAUCACUUUGCGUAAGAAUAUGCAAUAAAACCCAGAUUUCAAAAUGUA
Molecule: messenger RNA, 1228 nt
Organism: Poecilia reticulata (guppy)
Lineage: Eukaryota; Metazoa; Chordata; Actinopteri; Cyprinodontiformes; Poeciliidae
Gene: dtwd1
Product: DTW motif tRNA-uridine aminocarboxypropyltransferase 1
Biological process (GO): tRNA modification
Cellular component (GO): nucleus
Molecular function (GO): tRNA-uridine aminocarboxypropyltransferase activity
Source: RefSeq, a predicted model, not a curated record